This is a messenger RNA of Leptonychotes weddellii (Weddell seal), 788 nucleotides long. The record is from RefSeq and is a predicted model, not a curated record. Lineage: Eukaryota; Metazoa; Chordata; Mammalia; Carnivora; Phocidae.
UGGUACAGGCGUGCGGCGUGCGCGCUGACGUCACCAGGGCGCAUCGUUGCUAUAAAAGCGUGGCCGGGCGGCGCGUGCUUCUCUUUCUCAGCUCUCGGAGCCUACGGCGCACGCGCGCAGCCAACAUGCCGGUGGCCCGGAGCUGGGUUUGUCGCAAGACGUACGUGACCCCUCGGAGGCCCUUCGAGAAGUCGCGCCUCGACCAGGAGCUGAAGCUGAUCGGCGAGUACGGGCUCCGGAACAAACGGGAGGUCUGGAGGGUCAAGUUCACCCUGGCCAAGAUCCGCAAGGCUGCGCGGGAGCUGCUGACGCUGGACGAGAAGGACCCGCGGCGCCUGUUCGAAGGUAAUGCACUGCUGCGGCGACUGGUGCGCAUUGGAGUGCUGGAUGAGGGCAAGAUGAAGCUGGAUUACAUCCUGGGCCUGAAGAUCGAGGAUUUCUUGGAGAGGCGCCUGCAGACCCAGGUCUUCAAGCUGGGCUUGGCCAAGUCCAUCCACCACGCCCGCGUGCUGAUCCGCCAGCGCCAUAUCAGGGUCCGAAAGCAGGUGGUGAACAUCCCGUCCUUCAUUGUCCGUCUGGAUUCCCAGAAGCACAUUGACUUCUCCCUGCGUUCUCCAUAUGGGGGCGGCCGUCCAGGCCGUGUGAAGAGGAAGAAUGCCAAGAAGGGCCAGGGUGGGGCUGGAGCCGGCGAUGACGAAGAGGAGGAUUGAGCCCACCCUUCCAUCUCCUUGGGGCGUGAAUUGUCUAGUUUCCCAGUCAGAUAAUAAAACAAAACCCUUUGGAACUGG